Molecule: messenger RNA, 685 nt
Organism: Neopsephotus bourkii (Bourke's parrot)
Lineage: Eukaryota; Metazoa; Chordata; Aves; Psittaciformes; Psittacidae
Gene: DNAJC24
Product: DnaJ heat shock protein family (Hsp40) member C24
Exons: 4
Coding region: 22-462 (146 amino acids)
Biological process (GO): positive regulation of ATP-dependent activity
Molecular function (GO): ATPase activator activity; ferrous iron binding
Source: RefSeq, a predicted model, not a curated record
AAUUUCAAAGCCAGUCAGACUAUGGCCUUUGAAAGCAUUACACAAAAGGACUGGUAUGAAAUCCUGGGUGCUAAGCCAUCGGAUAGUCUGGCAGAACUAAAACGGAAGUACCAAAAACUCGCUCUAUUAUAUCAUCCAGACAAGCAGAAGGCAGAUGUGCCAGCAGGAGAAGUGGAGGAGCGCAUGCAGAGGUUCAUCGAAAUCGAUCAAGCGUGGAAAAUUCUAGGGAACGAAGAGACAAAAAAAGAGUAUGACCUGCAGCAGCGUGAAGAUAAUGUGACAAAAGAAUGGCCACUACAUGCACAGAUUUCCCUUGAGGAUAUGUCCUGGAAUGAAGAUGAACAAUGUUACACUGUCUCAUGUCGAUGUGGUGGGAAUUACACUGUCUUCAAGAGUGAAACCAAGGACGUAUCUUUGGUUUGUUGUGACACAUGUUCACUCGUAAUCGAGAUCCUUCAAUGAUUGUUUCCAUCAAGCACAUGAAGAGUUACAAACUUGUAAAAAGACUGGACAAACGGGACAGCAUCUGCUAAAGGAAUGUAUGUUAAAGAAAAGGGGACAGGAAUAAAUUCAGUCAGGCUUAAGAAAGGAAACAUGCACAUUAGCUAACAUAGCUCUGCAGAUAUGAGGCUUGGUUUCCCUUCUGCAGCUAAAGAGCUAGUUAAUAAAAACCUCCAGAACAGAA